Messenger RNA from Cloeon dipterum, 5906 nucleotides. It is a transcript of the gene Hel89B, whose product is annotated as histone acetyltransferase 1. NCBI's taxonomy places the organism in Eukaryota, Metazoa, Arthropoda, Insecta, Ephemeroptera, Baetidae. Gene Ontology annotation, molecular function: DNA binding; ATP binding; ATP hydrolysis activity. The transcript is spliced from 26 exons. Bases 313 to 5781 code for a protein of 1822 amino acids. The record is from RefSeq and is a predicted model, not a curated record.
CACAUCUGCCUUUUAAGAACGCCCUCCUGACCUCCUUGAAUGGCCAAUUCCAAACUCUUAAUUUGUCCGGAUCAGGUCCAAAACGGGUGAUUGCAGUUUUAUUUCGCAUGCAGAUUCUUGACGGGGUCAGUUGAAAUUUCGGCGAAAGCUCCGUACAUAAUCAAUUCAGUGCCAUUUGAGUGCAGGUGAAAGACUCGCCACCCGCAGCUGGUGAGAUUUCCAUGUAUGGCUCAAGCGAAAAACGAGACGAGUCGUUGAUGCCAUUAACAAAUGACAUGUCACCAAGCUGACUGACAAAAUCAACCCAGCAAAAUGACAUCUCGUUUGGACAGAUUGUUUCUUCUUCUUGAGAGCGGCUCAUCUGCUGUUACAAGAAAGGCAGCAGCUCAACAACUUGGCCAAGUCCAACGACUGCACCCGCACGAUCUGCACCACCUCUUGGCGAGGAUAUCUGUUCUUUUAAAAUCUCAGUCGUGGGAAACUCGAAUCGCUGCUGGUCAUGCUGUCGAGGCUGUCGUCCGCAAUGUUCCACCUUGGGAUCCGCCACCGGUAGCAGCCGUGGAAGUGAAAAAAGAGGAACCUGCAAACUCGGGAGCUAAUGUCGGUAGAAUGACUUUUGACACUUUCGACUUGGAAAAGGUUUUGCUGGAGGGAAACCGCUUGGUUGGAUCUGAAGGGAAUGAAUUUGAGCUGGACGUGAAAGAGGAGGGGACAGUAGAAAGGUUGGCUAGUCAAAAGGCGGCCCUCAACGCAACGCUUGGUUUUACGGGAGUGCCUGAGUGCGCAGAGGGUUUGAUAAAUGACGAAGAUCUAAUACUGGCGCCAACCCAGGAAAAGAACAAUCAGCAAGGAAUUGCGAACAUGGUGCAAAGCAUGACUGGUGGAGGUGACGGAAUGAGCUCCCGAGAGAUGAAUCGAGCCAAAAGAGUUGCUCGACUUGUCGCAAAACAGCGAUCUAAAGAGACAACAGAUGACGACAGUGCUCCAGAGAGCAAGAAGAGCCGAUUGGAGGUGAAACAAGAGGAAGAGAAAGAUCUGAAAAUUGAAUGCACCACGGAAGGAACCACUCUAUGGGAAGAGCAAGCUACUAGUUGGCCUUUUGAGGAAUUUUGCGAGCAGUUGUGUCAAGACCUGUUUAGCUCAAUUUGGGAGGUUCGUCACGGAGCCGCAACGGCACUAAGGGAGGUUAUCAAAACUCACGGAGGAGGUGCGGGGAGGACGACAGAUAUGAAUGCUGCCGAGAUGUCUGCUGCGCGUGCUUCCUGGCUUGAAGAUGUUGCCUUAAGAAUUGUGUGUAUUUUGGCUCUCGACCGGUUCGGCGAUUUUGUGUCUGACCAGGUUGUAGCUCCAGUUCGAGAGACGUGCGCGCAAACUUUAGGCGUGACAGUCUGCCUUAUGACUUCGGAGGCUGUGCAGAAGUUGGUGAGAACGUUGGUGACCCUAUUGUCCCGCCAAGAGUGGGAGGCGCGCCACGGCAGCCUCCUUGGCCUCAAAUACAUUGUUGCUGUGAAAGGAGGUGAGGACCCAUCCUUGCUGCCUCUGUCCCUGCCCUACAUGCUCAAGGGGCUGGACGACCCCGUGGAGGAUGUGGGAGCCGUGGCUGCCGCCUCGCUCAUUCCUGCAGCGAGGGAGCUGGCCGACCGCUUCCCUGACCAACUGGGAGCCACUGUCGAGCGCUUGUGGAAUUUGCUCAGUGAGCAGGACGAGUUAGCCGCUGCCAGUAACAGCUACAUGGGGCUGCUAGCCGCUUUGAUCAACCAGAAGGCGGCCAGCAACCUGCACAGCACUGAGGUGCUCGCUCACAGACUGCCUCAGCUGUGGCCCUUCUUAAGUCACUCGUCGUCUGCCGUCCGCAAAUCCACCUUGCAGACGCUGUCCACGCUUGCAGAGUCGAUCGUCUCCCUUGGAGUACCGCCAGAGCCUGGAGCGCCAUCUCUCUUGCAAAACGCCCUCAGGCACAUCUUCCAGCGAGUGCUGCUUGAGACAAAUCCAGACAUCCAGGCGUUGUCCGAGGUAGUUUGGGGGAAGCUGCUGAGAAAUUGUCCUUUGGAUGAGGUCUUGAUUGCUGCUUGCCCCGUCGCUAGCUCCUGGAUGUGUCUUGCAAUGCAAUCAUACAAAAUCCCAUUUGACUCUUCAAUACUCCUCAAAGCUACUUUGUCUAAGUCACUAAAAAAGACUUCCAAUCACACUUCUGGCGAGGUUGAAGAAAAUAACGUCAUUGUUCCUGCUGAGCACAAGUCUUACAUAGGCGGUGGAGAUAUACCAGGAGCAGACGCUGCCGUUGUCCGUGCAAGGUGCAUGGCGUGUCGGAUGCUUGGCACUCUCUCUUACUAUCUAGUGAAACCCUUUCCUGGUCUUGAAGAAAUACCUGGCUCGUCACCUGUGGAAUGUUAUGUGAAGGUAUUGAUGGUGCAUCUCCAUUCAAAAUCAGCGCUUCAAAGACUGAUAGUGGGAUUAGUAGUCUCUGAAUGGGCCCAAAAGGACUCUGCAAAUUCAAAUCAUCCAGACUUGGUCUCCAGGCUGCACUUGUGUCUGAAUGAAAACGUUUAUUUUGACGAAAUUGCCCACUCGUUUACCAAGCUAAUGCAAGAAACAAAGGAUUUUGUUGCCAUGCUGCGCCAUUACCAAGUGCCGGUUCCUCAAACCUCAAUGCUCACUUUAGAACAAAUUUCUCAGCUGAGUAAUUCAGCGAUUCAGCAGACCAUUGUACAAAGCAAGUUGAAACCAAAGACAGCGGAAACCUUGGAAGAAAGACGCAAAGCUAUUCAAAACUCUGUUUCUCAAACCAGCCUUCACCAGUGCUCCUUAGCUAUAACCACUCAUGCCGCUUUAGCAGGCGCCAUUGUCAGUAUUGGGAGCCUCCCUGAAAAACUGCAUCCAGUCGUUAAACCACUUAUGGAAGCGAUCAAAAAAGAACAAAAUGAAAUGCUCCAAGCUUUGGCUGCAAAACACCUUACCCACUUAAUGGAAAUGUGCGUUAACCGAAGCCCGUCACCGAACGCAAAGAUAGUCACAAAUCUAUGCGUAUUUUUAAGAUCAGACCCCGAGUUCACUCCAGUAAUAAUGGAUGAGUCAAAAGAAGUUCCUGAUGCCCAAGCGAGCAUUAAUAUUCCCAGCAACAAGCUUGGCAUUCUGUCGCUCAUCAACCAACAGAAAAACGCUGAAAGAGCUGUCCUGCGUAGAGCUACGUCAGUGACUGGUCGCGGACCUGGUCGUCCAGCUGCCAUUGUUGCCUCCCCUGAGUUUGCCAUUGAAGAAUUGAUGACUAUAGAGGAUGAGACUCAGAGAUCUAGAGAACUAAUGCGUCAAGGAGCAACUUUGGCUUUGACUGCGAUUGCUGCACAUUUUGGAAGUGAUUUGCCCACCAAAUUACCAGGAUUUUGGGAAACUCUCACUUUGCCUAUUCAAUUAUUGGAAAAUUCUGAUGCUGAUUCUCUGCAAUCAGUCAGUGAAAAAGAGAAAGCAGAACGCCUGAUAGCCAGUUUGCAGGUUUUGGAAGUUGUUCUACCUCAUUUGCACCCUGUAUUACGACCUAAGAUCGAACAAGGACUACCUCAGUUUUGCAACAUGCUCUCUCACAAAUACCGGGCUGUGCGCCACAUGAGUUCCAGGGUGUUGGCAGUGAUGGGAAAGCUGAACUCUGUCGUUGUCAUGAAAAAUAUAGUGGAACGAGUCUUGCCUCUUCUUGAGUCCAUUGAGGAAAUUCGACGACAAGGAGCCAUUGAGUCCAUUGCCUGUUUGGUAGACUCGUUAGGAACAAUGAUAAUUCCUUUUGCUGUCUUACUGGCAGUUCCAGUUCUAGGCCGGAUGAGUGAUCAAAAUCCCUCAGUGCGGAUGAUGGCGACUCACAGCUUCGCCACACUAAUUCAGUUGAUACCUUUGGAUGGGGCGGUCGCCGAGCCGCCAGAAUUCAAAGCCUCACUGGGACAACUUAGAGAUGAACAAAGGCGCUUCUUGGAACAACUCUUCAAUACUUCUAGCAUAGAAAAUUACAAAGUACCUGUGCCUCUGAAGGCUGAACUCCGGUCCUACCAGCAGGCUGGAGUGAAUUGGCUCGCAUUCCUCAAUCGGUACAACUUGCAUGGAAUUUUGUGCGAUGACAUGGGUCUCGGAAAGACUUUGCAGUCCAUUUGUAUCUUGGCCGGAGACCAUUUCACAAGGGCAGAAAAAUAUAAGAAUACCAAGCUGCCUGAGUACGCGCCUCGACCUUCUAUCGUCAUUUGUCCACCGACCCUGACUGGCCACUGGGUUGACGAGGUAGCCAAAUUCCUUACCAAGAAGUACUUGAACCCUCUUCAGUAUGUCGGUCCCCCUAAUGAACGAGAGAAAUUGAGGAGUCGGGUGAAAACUCAUAAUUUGAUUGUCGCCUCCUAUGACAUUGUGCGAAAAGACAUCAAUUUCUUCAGAACGAUCAAUUGGAACUACUGCAUUCUGGAUGAAGGUCACGUCAUUAAAAAUGGCAAAACGAAAUCUUCAAAAGCAAUCAAGCAACUGACCGCAAAUCACCGCUUGAUCCUGUCUGGCACCCCAAUCCAGAACAACGUUCUUGAGCUUUGGUCUCUGUUUGAUUUCCUCAUGCCCAGUUUCUUGGGAACCGAGCGGCAGUUCACGGCUCGAUACAGCAGACCAAUUUUAGCCAGCAGAGACCCAAAGAGCAGCCCCAAGGAGCAAGAAGCUGGUGUGCUGGCCAUGGAGUCAUUGCAUCGCCAAGUUUUGCCCUUCCUCCUGCGCCGCAUCAAAUCGGACGUGCUGCAAGAUUUGCCUCCCAAAAUUACGCAAGACUAUGUCUGCGAGUUGAGUCCUCUUCAGCAACAAUUGUAUGAAGACUUCCAGCGAACGAGGGCCCAUCAAACUCUAAACGAGUCAAUCAGUCGGCCUGGAAGUGAAGGCUCUGGAUCAUCGUCAGGCAGCAACCGUUAUCACAUUUUCCAGGCGCUGCACUACUUGCAAAACGUUUGCAACCAUCCAAAGCUUGUACUCACGCAGCAGCAUCCUCAGUUUGACAAGUUCCAGCAGCAAUUGAAACAGCAAGGCUCCACUUUGGCGGACAUCCAGCAUGCAGCAAAGCUGCCAGCAUUGAAACAAUUGCUGCUGGACUGUGGCAUUGGGGUCGAGGAGAGUGACCAAACACCAGAGUUGGUGGUGAAUCAACAUCGUGCCCUCAUUUUCUGCCAACUGAAAACAAUGCUAGACAUCGUCGAAAAGGAUUUGCUCAGAAAACACAUGCCCAGCGUGACCUAUCUGCGACUUGACGGCUCCAUUCCUCCAGGGCAAAGGCACAAAAUCGUUUCCAUGUUCAACAGCGACCCUUCCAUUGACGUCUUGCUACUGACGACUCAAGUUGGAGGCCUUGGUUUGAACUUGACCGGUGCUGACACUGUAAUAUUCGUGGAGCACGACUGGAACCCAAUGAAAGACUUGCAAGCGAUGGACAGAGCGCACCGAAUCGGACAGAAAAAGGUGGUCAACGUCUAUAGACUCAUCACCAGAGCCACGCUUGAGGAGAAGAUCAUGGGACUGCAAAAAUUCAAACUUUUAACCGCAAACACGGUGAUCAACAGUGAAAACAACAGUUUAGAAUCAAUGGGAAGUGUUGAGUUGAUGGAUCUUUUUACACUAAACAAAAACGGAGAAGAAGGACAUUCAAUAUCCUCAGGCUCAAGUUUAACUGGAAAGCCCGCAAAUGUCAACGCUGUUUUAGCAGCGCUACCUGAAUUGUGGGACGUAACGCAAUACGAAGAAGAGUAUGAUCUGUCCAAUUUUUUGCAAGGAUUGAAGUAAUGAAGGGACCAAUUUGUGCUAGUUGUGUGAUGCACUGAUUUUGAGUGCCACUUUUCAUGUGUGUUGUGCAAAAGGUAAUGUGUAUGAUGUGGAAUUAAAGGUCAUGCUUUUAUAUUAUUUAUAUA